Messenger RNA from Pochonia chlamydosporia 170, 549 nucleotides. RefSeq lists its product as hypothetical. The record is from RefSeq and is a predicted model, not a curated record. Bases 1 to 549 code for a protein of 182 amino acids. NCBI's taxonomy places the organism in Eukaryota, Fungi, Ascomycota, Sordariomycetes, Hypocreales, Clavicipitaceae. The transcript has a single exon.
AUGGUCAAAUUCACACUCUCCGCCAUCACUGGCCUCGCAGCCAUGGCCGCCGCCCAAGAAACUUCACCCUCCACCAUCCCCCAACUCACGCAAGACCUCGCCCUCUCGCAGAUGUGUCCCAUCACCGGCAAAGUCAACUUCGUCAACAACUGCCCCUUCGACCUGCACAUCUGGAGAUACGACUCAUCCGUCGACAAGGCCGCCGUGCUGUCGGCCAAGAACACCUUCAGCGAGCCUAUCCGACAGGAUUUCCGCUCUGGGCUGCUAGGCUACAAGGUCGCUACGGAUGGCCGUGCCGUCCACGACGGAUACACCUGGCUGAACUUGAACUACCGCUUUGAUGUGACCAAGAAUCAUGCUAAUGGGCUGGCCUCCGUGGGUACCGGAUUUACUAACCCUCUUGAGGGGUAUAGUUAUGGUACUUCGGUGAGUUUGGGACCUAACUGCAAGGAACUUCAUAGCAGUGAGAAUGGGACCCUUAAGAUGAAGAGCGUUGAGUGUGACGAGCCUACCUUUAAGGGUCAAGUUGACUAUGAGUUCUGCACCUAG